Messenger RNA from Pseudozyma hubeiensis SY62, 3894 nucleotides. RefSeq lists its product as hypothetical. The transcript has a single exon. Bases 1 to 3894 code for a protein of 1297 amino acids. The record is from RefSeq and is a predicted model, not a curated record. NCBI's taxonomy places the organism in Eukaryota, Fungi, Basidiomycota, Ustilaginomycetes, Ustilaginales, Ustilaginaceae.
AUGAACAGAUCUCAGCAAGCUGCUCAGCCUCGACAUGGCAGUCAGCCGCCAUCACCGGGGCAAUCGCACCAGACACGACAGGCUGCUGUGUCGCUGGAGGAUACUAUUGCGCUGACGACGACGCCUCAUCAUCCAUGGACUAGCGAUCCUGCUCUGGCGAGCCAAGUUCAAGACCUGCCACCUCGGUACGAUUUUCAUCAAUUCCCUCCUACGCCUCCUGCACUGGCCACCUCCGACUUCGCGCCAGGCUCGUAUUUUGAUCAACCUCAUCUUCCCCCUUGUGGUUCAAGCCCACAUUCGUCUGCCGAUUUGCAACCCUCCGAACAGCCACCACGCUCGUUCGCCUCACGCUUUCCACGAUGGGGCACAUGGCUCGAAAAGCGUGCAAUGGAGCGUCACUACGCUCAGCUUGAUAGCGCUCAGCUGCGUCACUCACACGAACAAUCUCUUGCCUCUCCAGAGGGAGCAGACACUCCGAACCGCAAGAAGAGCUGGGGCGCCUGGGUCAACGAUCCCAAUGCCGUCAACGAUGAGUUGCCCUCGUCUUCCGUCAAGCACGCCGCAUCCUCGCUGCCUUCACUACACACGCACCACUUUGGCUCUCGCUUCAUCCCACAUUUGCCCGCGCAGCCGCUGUGCAGCAUCGUCGUCGAACUAACGCCCCCCUCGCAUUCUUCUCAUCAUAUCCAUGCUGCUGAAAGACAGAUUCUUCUGGUCGGCACUGUGCAAGGCUUAUUCGCGCUCCAAUUCCGGUCCAAGCACGCCUCUACCAGUGAUGACCUGAGCGCACCUACAUCAACGUCGUCAGCGACGUACCGUCAAUGGAAUGACAGCGUACGCUGUAUCCCUGUCUGGACCGGCCUCGCUGUCUAUCAGAUGUGUGUACUCGCAUCUCAGGAUCUAGCCAGCUUCCAACACGCUCGCAACGCACAGCAAGAGACCACCAUGAGCUCAGGUGUUCUGCUCGCACUCACUUCUCCUUCUUCUGCCAAGGAUGGCUUCUUGGCUUCCUCCCUCAUACAACUCAGCGCUCACGCAGGCUCUGUCUUGGAGAGCGUAGCUGCCUCGGCUGCCUUUCCUUCUACUUCGUCCAGCUCCAGUCACAGCAGCCACGGCAUUCAUGACCCCAACGAAGGUGUCGCCGCAGCCAAUUUUGGCUCCACGUCCGGCGGCGGUCCUGGACGUGCGGUGCCUCCAGGUGGCACAGGCGUUGUCAGGAUGUGGCAUUUGCAGGCCAUCAGAGAGCUUCUGGUAUACGCACUCGACAGAGACGAUGCUCAACUUCCGAUUGAUCUCGCAGCCGCAUCCGGCAGCAACGUGGACAAGCGAGCGGGACUUGGCUCCAUGUUCAAAAGGAGGUUUUCCCGACAGAAGCCCGGCUCAGAGAACAAACGAGGAGGUCACGAGCGAAGCAUCUCCAGCGGCGUUCGCUCGACAACGGUACAACCUUUGCCGACACCCGAUAGCGAUACCAUCUCUCCAUCUCGCUCUCAGCCGUUUUCGCAAACCUCUUCGGCCCGCGGCAUCAAUCAAGACAGAUUCGAGCAAGCAUUUCGGCCGCAGCCGACUCGCUUUUCGUCCAGCGACCGGCAACAGAAAGAUCAGUCGCCGCGAACGUCACCACGGUCGACUACGCGCCAAGUUGAUCCAGCACAUGCUGCUGCCAUACGUCUCGCUUUCAGCUCGGUGCCCAUUCAGCCUCCUUCACACGCAACAGCUGCAUCGCAUGGCAACAACGUCUCCUUUACCUCGCUGUUCGCUGACGAUCUCAUUCAGUCAUUUUCUGGGGCUCGACAAGCAGGCGCGAAAGGGAAAGACCGCGAAAGCAGUGUGCAAGCUGCUUCCAAAGGUGUCCUCUUCUUUUCUGUCCACGAAGCUGACAAAGAUACCAAGGCCUCCGGCACAUGGUAUCUGGCAAUAGCCUAUGCUCGCAGCGUGCUGGUUUAUGAGGCUGCUGCUACUUCUAAAGGCGCUUCAUCUAGGGCGUGGUCCUUCCUGAAAGAAUUGUAUGCGCCUUUUCCUAUCAAGGCGGUUGCCUUUGCUCCUGCGGCUGUCUCAGACGAGCUACAUCCUUUCGUCAAUCCGGGCUCUUUCCCCAUCAGUGCGGGGCCCACGAAGCUAAGGGUAACAACUGCCGAUGGCACUCUUACAGCCAAGAAGGCGUCUCACCGAGAACAAGGCCGUGUCAAAGGUGACUCAAGCCCCGUCCUCUCACCUCGCGGUAGUGCUGCUCCGGCAUCCUGGCACAAGGCCGAUCUUUGUCUCAUGCUCAGCUUUGGUCGAAGAUCUGUGCUAGUCCGUCUCAGAGAUUCGCAAGUACGCGAGAUGGAAGUCAGACCUCUGGCUCAACUCCUGGCUGCUGCCGCUGAUGACGGUGCAGCUCAAUUGUCGCUCCAGACGCACAAUCCUCCGCUCGCCGCAGCAUAUUUACUCAACCACGAUCGAUCCCGGCCUAGAAGUGUCAACGGCGACGGCGAUCUGCCACCGGAGCGCCAGCUUCCCAACACCUCCGCACACUCGCGCACAGGAUCUAUGGAGCAAAAAAUUCGCGACACCAUUCUCGACAAGAGGUCAGUCAAGCACAACUGGGUAGGCUUUUCCGCCGUCGAAGCGCGGAUUUUUAUCCGGCAGUGUUGUAGACCGCGAACCGAUCGGCAAAACGACGCAUGCAGGCUAGUUCCGGAAGGGUCGGGCCCCUCGCUCAUGGGAAUUCGGAUGGCCAGAGACCAGGUUUUCGCCUCGCCCAUCUCUGUUGCACCUAUUGAUAAAGCCCUUCCCCAGGUUCCUGCACAACAAAACGCGUCAUUCGAUCGACGCAUCUCGAGAUUGCAUCUGUCCGAAGAGCAGUCCAGGUAUCAUGAUCAGCUUGAGGCCGAGAGCAGCAGCGACAGUGACGACGGAUACGGGCUGGUCGACACGCGAGAGCGAGCGGCAAGGUACCAACUCACGGAUCCAGGGCCUUUGCCCAGGGCGAACGAGAGAAGGAACCAAGCCGAAGUUCUCCUCAAGGCCCCCAAUCGCGCCGCAUCGCUUCCGCCCGCUGAGCCCGUCUCUGCCAAAGUGGCCCUUGCUACCAAAGGCAGCCUCACGCACAUUCUUCCGCUUCCACUGGCGGCAGAUGUUGCCCAAGCCUCACCCCUUGCAGUCAUGCAGUGGUCAGACACGCCCAACGCUGUGUCGGGCUGGGCCCGUGUGCUCGGAGUGGAACGCGUUCAGAGCCACCCGAGCCAAUCUCACAAUGCUUCCGUGCCAUCGGACGUCCGAGUCUCGUCUGGCGAUGUUCCCGCCGCCAACCAGACUGCGCCGUCACUUGCUUUCGACACUCGUCGCAAGGUCGACAAGCUGAAUUUGCAUGUCGGAGUGACAUGUGCUGCCUUCAUGGCUAGCCGCAUCGAGUCGCGGAAGGUGUCUUUCAAGAUCCCGGUGGAGGCCAACUUCGACCUCUUGCCGGACAGCGAGCUGGAGCUCGUACCGCUUUCCUCUGAUACACGCUACGCGCGUGCCCAAGGAGGCGCCGUGGAAGCGCCGAAAGCAGAAACCCAUGGAGGUGUCGAUGCCACCAACACGUUUCCCACCUCUGAGAGUUCGGCGCACUUCCCAUACCCUCCCGUCCAGCAUGGAGGUCAGACUCCUGCUCACAACAUCAACCAGAGAAGCGCCGUCAGCCAGGAGCUCGAAUACCUCUGCGCACCAUUGCUCACGCUCAACCCAGUCGACCUGGACGUCCGCAGCUCUGGCGCACAGUCUCUCGUGCUGCCUCUGUCGCACACAUCGGAUCACGGGCCGACUGCACACGCCAUGUUGCCAGACCUCGGCGGAGACGCAGGCAUCAUCGCGUUCGAUUGGCGCGGCGCCGACGACUUCCGCAUCUUCACUGUCGGCAUCGCUGGCUAG